Molecule: messenger RNA, 2397 nt
Organism: Talaromyces rugulosus
Lineage: Eukaryota; Fungi; Ascomycota; Eurotiomycetes; Eurotiales; Trichocomaceae
Exons: 4
Coding region: 1-2397 (798 amino acids)
Biological process (GO): cysteinyl-tRNA aminoacylation
Cellular component (GO): cytoplasm
Molecular function (GO): ATP binding; cysteine-tRNA ligase activity
Source: RefSeq, a predicted model, not a curated record
AUGGCGUCCGCUCGCCAGCAGCCCGCGUGGCAGCAGCCGGCCCUGCAGUCGGACGCAAAGCUGCCUCCGCUCAAGGUGUACAAUUCAUUGACAAAGACCAAGGUCCCUUUUGUGCCCAUUGACCCUACGGGCCGCCGAGUAACAUGGUAUGCAUGUGGCCCAACAGUAUACGACGAUUCACAUCUGGGCCAUGCCAGGAACUAUGUCACUACCGAUAUUAUUCGCCGCAUCCUGCGAGACUACUUCAAGUUCGACGUCGAAUUUGUCAUGAAUAUCACAGACGUUGAUGAUAAAAUCAUUCUCCGCGGACGACAACAAUAUCUCUUCAACAAAUUCGUCUCUACGCACCCGACCGUUGACGCCGCCGUCCUCGAUGUAGCCAAGGCUGCCUACAAAGCGUACCUGACCAAAAACCUGCCCCUUCUGGAUCCCGAGCUGCCCCCGGCGGAAUACCAAGCGGAAGUGGAAAAACUGUAUGCCACUGUACUCAAUGGGGGAACACUGCCUGGCAAUGAAAGGCCUGGGGAUGACGAGGCCAAAGUCAAGAUGCACAUCAAGACGGUUUCUUCCGCAGCCAAGGCUAUUGCAGAUGCCGAGACCUCAGCGCCUGCUUUGAGUGAAUCGUUUUAUACAAAUGUGCAGGAUGUUUUCCUACCGCAUCUUGACAAGCUGGAAGGCUCGUCUAUUGAUGGAGAGAACCAUUCUAUUUUCACCCAGCUUACGAAAAAAUACGAAGAUCGGUUUAUGCAAGAUGUGCGGGACCUCAAUGUCCUGGACCCUGAUGAAAUCACCCGAGUCACCGAAUACGGCCAGGAGAUUGCCGAUUUCGUGCAGCGCAUUGUGGACAAUAAAUAUGGCUAUGCCACCGAGGGUUCUGUCUACUUUGAUAUCAAGGCCUUUGAGGAAGCUGGGUUUCCGUAUGCAAGACUCGAGCCAUGGAGUCGAUCUGAUGGAAAGUUGGUAGCUGAGGGUGAAGGCGCACUGAUAAGCAAAACUUCGGAAAAGCGUUCGCCCUCGGAUUUUGCGCUGUGGAAGGCAUCGAAGCCUGGCGAGCCGAGCUGGCCCAGUGCUUGGGGUAAGGGACGGCCCGGUUGGCAUAUUGAGUGCUCAGCAAUGGCUUCGGCCAAGCUGGGCAAAUCUAUCGACAUUCACAGCGGUGGCAUUGAUUUGGCCUUUCCCCAUCACGACAAUGAGCUUGCCCAGAGCGAGGCUUACUGGAACGCUCACACCCAUGACCAGUGGAUAAACUACUUUUUGCACAUGGGCCAUCUCUCCAUACAAGGGUCGAAGAUGAGCAAGAGUUUGAAGAAUUUUACAACUAUUCGAGAAGCUCUUGAACGAAAGGACUGGACCUCUCGGAGCUUGCGUAUCAUAUUUCUCCUCGGAAACUGGAGCAGCGGGAUUGAGAUCACCGAGGAUCUUGUGAGCGCUGGCAAUUCAUGGGAAGACAAGCUCAACAACUUUUUCUUGAAGAUGAAGGAUCUGCAUCUGUUGAAGGCUUCAACUACCAGCACUGAUCAAUCACUACAAACCGCCUUUGAAGCGACCAAGACCGCAGUCGACGAACACCUCUGCGACUCAUUUAACACUCAAGCAGUAAUGGCUGCUAUUUCUGACCUAGUUUCCACGUUCAACUCGGCUGAUAAAUCAACUGUGAACCCGGAACAUGCCGAAGAGGUAGCAAGGUGGGUAACUUCUAUGGUCAAUAUCUUUGGUUUGAAUGGCUCUGCCUCGCCUGAUGCUUCGGAAAUCGGUUGGUCUGGUAUCGACGUGCCUGAAGAGGCAAAACCAUACUUGUACCCGCUGUCGACGCUGCGUGACUCGCUCAGAGAAAAGGCUCGAUCCAAGGACGGCAUUGCCAUUGACGAUGUCAAGAAAAUUAUCAGUCAAGAAACAAGAGAUGAGCCACCCGUUUCAGAGACAGCGAAGCCAUAUGCCCAGGUGCUUUCCGACUUCCGAACCAAGAUCGACUCCGUCGACGAAUCAGGCAGCAUUGGGAAGGAAAUCCUGACUCUUUGCGACCGUGUCCGUGACAUUGACCUGUUUGACCUGGGUGUUUACUUUGAGGAUCGGGAUAACUUGCCAGCCCUGGUGCGACCAGUCACAAAGGAACUGCUACAAGCUCGGGAAGAGAAGGCAGCACGAGCACAUCAGAAGCAGCUUGACAAGGAAAAGCGAGAACAGGAAGCCCGUGAAAAGGCCGAAAAGGGCCGGCUGAGCCAUCUGGAGAUGUUCCGGACAAACGAAUACAGCGCCUGGGACGACGAAGGUAUUCCGACUCGAGAUGCCGCCGGCGAAGAACUCACAAAGGGUCGCACCAAGAAGAUCAGAAAGGAUUGGGACAGACAGAAGAAGCUGCACGAGACCUGGCUGGCUAGCAAUAUCGGCUCAAAAUAG